Tigriopus californicus is the source of this 3948-nucleotide messenger RNA. Its product is annotated as integrin alpha-PS1-like. The transcript is spliced from 3 exons. Lineage: Eukaryota; Metazoa; Arthropoda; Copepoda; Harpacticoida; Harpacticidae. Gene Ontology annotation, biological process: cell adhesion mediated by integrin; cell-matrix adhesion; integrin-mediated signaling pathway. Gene Ontology annotation, molecular function: integrin binding. The record is from RefSeq and is a predicted model, not a curated record. The coding region runs from base 413 to 3691 and encodes 1092 amino acids. Gene Ontology annotation, cellular component: external side of plasma membrane; integrin complex.
UACGGACGUACGGACGGACAAUGCUCACCCAAAAUGUGCUGGCCCAACUCCCAAAGCACAUUUGGGGCUCAUCUCGGAUCCAUCCGGCAGGUUCGGAUGAGCUGCUAAAUGUCAGGUAGAUGGAUGAAAGAAGGAGCAGGAAGGAAAGAACGAAGGUGGAUGGAGAUAGAGAGAGAGAAAGAGAGGUACGGACGGACGAGGACUACCAGACCAGCCCACCAGCAGAGUGAAAAGGCUUGUUUAGAGCCCACCUAACAAUUUGGGCGAGGUGUUGGGUUCAUAUCGCAAAGAAACGCAAAAGUGGUAAACCCGUGGUAUGUGUGUGCCCAUGUCCCCCAUCGACCAUCGCUUCCCCGCCUUCUUGGCCUCGCCUUUUCUUUAAAGAGGACCUGAUCCCCCCUCAUCACCGGCCAUGUUACCAUGGUGGAUGGGUCUCAUCUUGCUUACAGCCGGAGGGGUCGAUUCCUUUACUCUGGAGCCUCGACUUGCUAUUGCUAAAAGGGGCUCCCAUGGGAGCUAUUUUGGGUUGGCCGUCACUGGCCAUCCAUUCACAAGCAAUCGAAGACCCAUUCAGAAUGUAGUGUUAGUGGGGGCCCCGUUGGACCAAGGCGGAGGGGCGUUAUGGAGUUGUCCCUACACUAACUUGGAUCGAGAUUGCCAUCAAGUGCUCAUUGGCAAACGAGGCAACCAAUCUGAUUCCAUGGAAGAGGAAUGGUUCGGUGCCACGGUCCAUUCGCAAAGUUCAGGAGAGUCUGUAAUUGUUUGCGGCCAUCGCUACGUUGAAAAGAGCCGGAUCCAUCGUUGGGGUCGGGGUCGAUGUAUGACACUUAAGCAAAACUUGGAGUAUUCUGCUACUUGGGAUCCAUGUGAACGACGAUCCAAAGCCAGGGCCCAUGAAGAGUGGGGCUACUGCCAAGCCGGCAUAAGUGCCUACUUGACCAAGGACAAUUUUGCCCUGAUUGGGAGCCCCGGUCCUUUCACUUGGCGUGGGACCGUCUUUAGCAUGAGCAUUGCCAAUGACUUUCUGUUUCGCGACAAGACUCAGUUCCAUACCCCGGUCCAAGGGCAAGGCAUCACCUUGGACAAAUACUCCUAUAUGGGCAUGUCCAUCACAUCGGGAAAUUUCCUGCCCCGCUCGCUCAAUUGUGGCCAAGAUGAGACUUACGCCUCGGGCGCUCCCAGAGCAACCAUUGGAGGGAAAGUGAUUCUGUUCAGUAAAUGCGAAGGACACAUCAUGCCCAUUCACAGGCAGCUCAUUGGGGAUGGAUUCGCUUCCAGCUUUGGCUAUUCUUUGGCCUCGGCAGACUUGAAUGCCGAUGGCUUAGAUGACCUGCUGGUGGGUGCACCCUUCUAUUCGAACCGCCAAGGCUCAGGUGGGGCCGUAUAUAUGUACAAAAACUCUCCCAUGGGAUUAGUAAAAGACUCGAAACGCAUGAAAUUGGUCAUGCCCAAGGUGGAAGCGCGCUUUGGAUUCUCGGUGGCCAAUGUGGGGGAUCUCAAUAACGAUCAGAUCACCGACGUCGUGAUUGGGGCCCCGUAUGAUGGGCGUGGGAAAAUCUAUGUUUUCCUCGGCUCCGAAUCGUUCUUUUUGCACACGGAGAGCUCCCCUGUCAGUCUAGCCGAUCAGAUCAUAUCGGCUGAGGAACUACCCUUGAUAGGGACGAAUCCGCCGGUGGUGGUGGGAUCGUUUGGUUAUUCCUUGUUUGGGGGGAUGGAUUUCGACAACAAUAACCACUCGGACAUCGUGGUGGGCGCCUAUGAGAGUGACGCCAUUUACAUCGUACGGAGCAGGCCAGUCAUCGAUAUUCGCACAUGGUUCGGUGAGCAUCCGAGAGUGCUCGAGCCCUCACUAAUGACAUGCUCCGAGUCUCAAGAGGGCUCAUCCGACAAUGCCAGAUGCUUCACCAUCGAGGCGUGCUUUGAGAUCAAACAGUUUCCUAAAAACGUUGAAAGUGCUCAUCUAGCGUUUCAAGUGGAAGCUGAGAUCUUUACCGGGGGGAGGAAAAUAUCUCGUAUUCACUUCAGCAAUCCUAAUCCCGACGACUAUCCGAGCCACGUGUCUCGAAAAAUACUCGAAAUCCGUCGCUCGAGCUUGUCCGGCUGUUUCAAAGAAAUGGCAUUCCUGAAAGAAGACACAUCCGAUCUCAAUAUUCCGCUCAAGUUUAAAUUGAGCCUUUGGCUUCAACAAGACGAACCGAUGCUUCUCAAGCAGAGACUGCCGCAAAAUAUCGACCAUUAUCCCGUUUUGAACUCAAAACAAACCGACAAGAUUCUGACUAUUCCAUUCCUCAAACAUUGCGGCGACGACAACAUUUGUCAAUCCGAUCUCGAGUUAGCUCUCCGUCUCGAAAAUCGCGAGGAGCUCUUCACUGACGACGUCCUGAGCGUUUCUCCCAUGAAGGAACUGGUGCUUGCCUUGGACGUGAGCAACCGAGGUGAACCAGCUUACGAGACGAAGAUUGAUUUUGUCGUGGAUGAAGCCUUCACUUUUAUUGGACGGGCCGAUCCCCACAACGAUAUUCAAUGCUCCUACCGAGAAGAUCAGAGCUCAGUCCACUGUGAAGUUGGGGGGCCCCUGAAGCAAGACAACGUCACCCUUCUCUUCCGGGUGGGAGCCCACUCCUUGAAAGACACACUACAUUUAGCCAUCUUCAAUGCCACGAUCUCGACAUCGUCCCUAAAUAUGGCCGCCCAAGACACACCAGGCACAAGGUGGGCCGCGCUCAACUUGAAGACCGUCAAAAGAUCCGAAUUGUCCCUUCAGGCUUCGGCUCAGCCCCAGACCUUCUGGUACGGAGGCGCAAUUCGCGGGGAAUCGGCCAUCAAAACCACCAACGACAUUGGUGCCAAGAUGAUGCACACAUUUCACAUCAAUAACGCUGGUCCUUGGCCAGUGAGCUCUCUCGAGUUGGUCGUUCAUUGGCCAAUCCAAUUGAUUCCCACGUUCCCGGAGAAGCCCGGGAAAUGGCUGUUGUACCUGACCGAGGAGCCGGAGCUGAUUCCAAGGGGCGCUGGAUCUUGCUUCUAUAAUUCCAAGUCUGUCAACGCCCUGGGACUGCCGCCUUCGUCGCGUUUGCAGCGGCGUCACGUGGCGGUGCCCACUCUGGAGUGCCAUUCCAACAGCGACGAGCUCAUCCACUGCAUGGAGAUUCGGUGCCAAUUGCAACAAUUGAUGCCCAACUCCGACGUGAUCGUGAAAAUGCGCUCCCGAGUUUGGAACUCGACGCUGGUGGACGACUUCCCCACCCUUGAUCACAUUCGUCUGCGUGUGCAGGGAACCCUGGUGCUACCGAAAGAGGUGAAGGCUCAUCAGAGCUCAGACAAUGACCAAGUGACAGUGGACAUUCUAGGUUACCCGUCACACCCGCUGCAAUCUACCUUGGGGUCCAUACCCACCUGGAUCCUUGUUUGCGCAGUCUUGGCGGGUUGUGUAGUGGUUUGCAUCAUAGGUCUUAUUCUUCACCAAUUUGGCUUCUUCAAGCGCAAAAGAUUGUCCAAUGAGAGGGGUGGUCAAAGGGGCGGAGGGUGUGGAAUCGACGAAAGUGUCAAUGGCAGGAACGCGCAUUCCAGCUACAUCAAUGGGCAAGGAGGCCACGGAGGCCACGGAGGCCACGGAGGCCAAGGAGGUGGGAGUGGUCGAAACUACAAAAAAUCCUCGCAUCCACCUGCUCUGUCAUUACCUCUUUUGUGAAUGGACUCAUGAAAUGCGCCCUUACAAAUUCACGCCAUAUGUUGUCAAUGUCAUACAUACACAUACCAAUCCUUAUGUACCGUAGUACAUGCUGUGCCCGUUCUUUGGGCCAAUCUUUGUUGAAGGCUCGUUUUGUUAAGCCACCACAUAGUACAUGCUACAUCCAACGUACACAAGUCACUUGGGGGUCAUGUGGACUCAAAGUAAGUUUUAUUAGAAAAAAUAUACAACCACAGGCUUUGUUUUCAAUAGUCAAA